Molecule: messenger RNA, 705 nt
Organism: Erigeron canadensis
Lineage: Eukaryota; Viridiplantae; Streptophyta; Magnoliopsida; Asterales; Asteraceae
Exons: 3
Coding region: 1-705 (234 amino acids)
Source: RefSeq, a predicted model, not a curated record
AUGGCCAAGGAGUUCUCUGAUCGCGAUGAGCUUGUAAGCAAGAGAACUAGUGGUAAGACUGUGGCGAAGUUAGAGAGUGGUGAAGAAUCGAGCUUGGUAGCUGAAGUCAAAACCCUCACAAAGCAGAUGAACGAGAGGCAGCCCCGUACUUUACCGAGCAAUACCCAGCAGAAUCCUAAGCCUCAACAGAACAAUCAAGGAUCUGGAACCAAGUAUAACCAUCCAAAUGCUAGGAAUGAGCAAGUCAAUGCUAUUACAACAAGAGUAGGUAACACUUAUAACUCUGCAAAUGCUUUACCUAAUGUUGUUACUCCUCUUGUGCAGGUUGAACAAGAAGGAACUAUGGAUGAGGAGAUCGAGAUGGAGCCGAACCCAGCCGUGAAGGUCCCGGUCGUUCCAUCUAAGAAUGUUGAGAAACCUACUGUUGAGACACCUUCGGUGAGGCCCUACCAACCGAAGGUGCCGUUUCCUCAACGGUUGAAGCGGGGGAAGAUCAAGGAGAACUUUAAGAAAUUAGUUGAGUUAAUUCAAAAUGUUAACAUUUCUGUUCCGUUAGUUGAUCUCCUUGCAGGUAUGCCCAACUACGCGAAGUUUCUUAAAGAUCUUAUUUCGGAUAGGAAGAAGCUACAAGAAGACAAGACGGCAGUUAUGAGUGCCGAGGAUGGUGGUUUUGGUGCAGAAACUGAAGAGAAAUGGGAGUUGUAA